Eleginops maclovinus (Patagonian blennie) is the source of this 3889-nucleotide messenger RNA. It is a transcript of the gene col21a1, whose product is annotated as collagen, type XXI, alpha 1. Lineage: Eukaryota; Metazoa; Chordata; Actinopteri; Perciformes; Eleginopidae. The coding region runs from base 169 to 3045 and encodes 958 amino acids. The record is from RefSeq and is a predicted model, not a curated record. The transcript is spliced from 29 exons.
GGCUUUCAUUCAGCAGAGAAACAUGUGCACUGCUCCCCUAAUUCACUUUCUGUAAACCCAGGGCUCUGAACAGUAUUGAUCACUGGCAUUCAAUGAGAGGAUUAACAGGAUUUCACACAAGGCUUGGACACUAACUGGUGCACAAUUGGAACUUGGUACUGCUGCAUAAUGGGUUACAAAGCGACAUCCAUGCAUUGUGUCUUAAGAUGCCUGUGCUUCAUGCUUCUCCAUUUGUUUAGUGCAGCUCAAGAUGAAGAAAUAAGAAGUUGUAGGACCGCCCCAUGUGAUUUGGUCUUUAUUCUAGACGGCUCUUGGAGUGUAGAAGAUGUCAAUUUUGAACUAAUAAAGCAUUGGCUUGUCAACAUAACAUCAAGCUUCAACAUUGGACAGAAGUUUACCCAGGUUGGAGUUGUCCAGUACAGUGAUGACCCCAUUAUAGAAAUACCCCUGGGGAAGCAUUUCUCCAGCAAAGAACUCAUCAAAGCGAUGGAGUCCAUUGAUUACAUGGGAGGAAAUACAAGGACUGGAACGGCCAUUAAGUUUGCUACAGACAAAGUGUUUGGCUUUUCUGAGCGUGGACCGGCAGGUAUUUCCAGGAUUGCUGUUGUUCUCACAGAUGGGAAGUCUCAAGAUGAGGUUUUGAAAGCAGCGGAGGCAGCGAGAAAAAAAGGAGUCAUUCUGUUUGCAAUUGGUGUUGGGUCAGAGACAGAAGAGUCCGAGUUGAACGACAUUGCAAACAAGCCAUAUUCAAAAUAUGUCUUCUCGGUUGAGGACUACAAAGGUAUUUCCAGGAUCAUACAGAUCAUUCGACAGAAACUCUGUGAAGAGACUGUUUGUCCAGCCAAAAUCCCCACAGACUCCCGUGAAGAAAAGGGUUUUGAUAUUCUGUUACAUUUAAAUUUGGCAAAAAAAGCAAAGAAGACUCAAGGGGCAUAUUACGGCACCAAGGCCUAUCAAGUGACAUCUCGCGUCGACUUGAGUGAAGCCACACGGACCCUUUUUCCCGAUGGCCUGCCGCCAUCAUACGUUUUUGUGGCCACACUGAGGUAUACAGGAGCGGUGGCAAUGGAGGAAUGGGAUGUGUGGAGAAUACAGACGCGCGAUGGGAAACCUCAGAUGGCGGUGACUCUAAAUGGAGAACAGUUCACAGUAAUGUUCACCACAACCAGCGAGGAUCCCAGUGGAAUUCAAACUGUGACAUUUUCACAGCAAACAGAAAGGCUGUUUGAUGAGAAAUGGCACCAGCUGCGUCUGCUGGUCACCGAGGAUGAUGUGACUCUUUAUGUUGAUGACCUGGUAAUUGAUACCAAAACCUUGGAGCCCCCUGUUGGUAUUUUCAUCAAUGGAAAAACACAAGUCGGGAAAUAUGUCAGCAAGGAAACAACGGUCCCGUUUGAAAUCCAGAAACUUCGCAUUUACUGUGACCCAGAGCAGAAUAACCGAGAGACUGCAUGUGAAAUUCCCGGGGUUUGCUACAGUCCCGAUUACGCUGAACCAACUCAACAACCCUGUGUUUGUCCUCCUGGAUCCCCUGGAACACCAGGAAUAAAGGGGGAACAAGGAUACACUGGCAAAGCUGGUCAGCCUGGACCUGCUGGUGCUGAUGGUAAGCCUGGUAUCCCCGGGAUUAGAGGAAGUCCAGGGCUACCAGGUCCAACAGGAGUAAAGGGUUCCCGCGGGUCAGAUGGGUACAAAGGCGAUCAAGGAAGGCCAGGUGUUUCGGGUGAGAGGGGUGUGCCUGGAUUACAAGGACCAGCUGGACAACAAGGAGAGAAGGGUUCAAUAGGAUUAACAGGAAUUGCAGGGUUACCUGGAAAGGCUGGGCAAGUGGGAGAAAAGGGAAAUUCGGGACCUCCUGGGCCACCAGGUUUUCCUGGAGAACCUGGUUUACCUGGAAGAGAUGGAAAGGACGGAUUUCCAGGGAGUGAAGGUCAAAAGGGAGAAGCUGGGACUGGUGGUAUUCCUGGUGUUGAUGGAAGGGAAGGCCAUCCUGGUAUGCCUGGAUUGCCAGGAAUUGCAGGCUUAAAUGGACUAAAGGGGGAAGCUGGUUUGCCUGGAUCCAGGGGCUUCACAGGAUCUGCUGGAACUCAUGGUGAAAUGGGUUUACCUGGCGCACCUGGUUUUAAAGGAUCAAUUGGACCUAAGGGGAAUAAGGGUGAAAGUGGAAGUCCAGGUAUACAAGGAACCCCGGGGCCUGUGGGGAGCGCAGGAGAACCGGGGACAGCAGGUCAGCUGGGGCACCCGGGCAUGCCAGGCCUGAUGGGCAGCAAGGGACAAAGAGGAAAUGCAGGUGACAGAGGAGAGAAGGGAAUUAACGGUGAAAAAGGAGAGCAGGGUCGGCCAGGGGGACCUGGCUCCACUGGUUCAAUGGGACUUAAAGGAGAGAAAGGGACAGCAGGAGAUGCUGGGCAGAGAGGUCAAGAAGGUCAUGUGGGACGGCCCGGACAAUCAGGCCAGUCUGGCCAACCCGGUCCCAGAGGGCUGCCAGGGGACAUUGGUCCAGGUGGCCCACCAGGACCUGAAGGAAGACCUGCAAGUCAAAUGUCGGACAAUCACAUUCGGCAAAUCUGCAGAGAGAUCCUUCAGUCUGAGCUGCCUAUAUUAAUGCUGAGCAAGCAGCAGAGCAGCUGUACAAGAUGUCAAAGCCGGCCUGGAUCUCCUGGUCCUCCAGGGCCAACUGGGCUCCAGGGACUCCGAGGUCCUUCUGGACUUAGUGGCUCCAGGGGACAGCCAGGCCACCCUGGUCGGCCAGGGCACCCCGGUGUUAAUGGGUUGAAAGGAGAACAAGGUUACAAGGGUGAGAAAGGGAGCCCGGGUCGGACCACCAAUGGAGACCAAGGGCCACCAGGGCCUCCAGGUCCAAUGGGUCCCCAGGGAUACGGAAAGUCAGGUACUCCGGGUGAGACUGGAUCUCCUGGUCUGAACGGAGCAGAGGGUAAAAGUGGUAAUCCUGGCAUCCCCGGUCAGCCAGGGGUGUGUGAUCCAUCCAUGUGCUAUGGUAGCAUGAUGAGGCGGAAUCCUUACAGCAAAGGGCCAAACUAUUGACGUUAUGCAGCGUCACUGCAGGCGACAGUCUCCAGCUGAUGUAGAACAGUCAUUCUCAGGAAGAUCUAAUCAUUACAGUUUCUCUAUCAUGGAAACAAAACGGACCUCUGCCAACACCUUUUCUGUGAUCUCAGACUAGAUCCCAUCACAUUCUCUGGCUUCUUUUCUGGUAUUGAAUUCACAUGUCUUUCAACAUGUUUUUAAUGGUGUUAAGAUAAUUAAUAAUUGGCACCAUCUAAAACAUCUCAUCUGACCACCAUAAACUUCAUGUUGCUCUCUACAUUUCUACCCCUCAAUGAAUGUGUCAUACAUCUUCAGUUAAAAAACCACACAACCUCUAUGAUCUAUAAAUUCCAUGUUCAGUGAGUUAUUUCCCCAUAAAUGAUGUGUGAAAUUGGCAUGUUUCAAGACUGUGAUUUCCUGUAGCUGAGUAUGAGCUACCUGUGUUGCUAAAGCAUUCAGUGGGACUGUUAAGCACUUAAGCCUUUAUAAAGACUUUUACAACAGUUAAUAAUGUGUAUCACCCAAGAUUAAUUAAUAUGUUUCCCCAUGUCACGUAACCCACUCAUUUAAAUGUCCUUUUAUUCCAUCUAGGAAGUAAAACGUUUAAUCGCCACAGAGCAUGCUGAUAUUUUACUUUGAAAUUUGAUGUCAUUUAUGUUCCAGAAGCUUACCUUACAUUACUGUAGCAGGUAUUUUAUUGUUAUUUAUAAAAGAGACGUAAUUGUGUAUUUCUACAUUGACAUGUUUUAAACUGCUUUUGUAAUUAUAUUAUUUUGUGUUAUGGUGAUUUUGUAUGAACUUCUUUUCUAGAAGUAAAACAUAAUAAUGAUUUUUGAAGAUA